AUAUGGCGAGCAUAAUACUGAUAGCUUGCCUAGCUAUACUGGGCUUAAUUAUUGCGAUAGCCCUAUUUUUGGCUGGUGGAUAUCUGUGGUGGCGGCACAAAAGGUCACAGCUGCAGUUUAUUGAGCCCAAUGAAGACGAGGAAUCAAGUAGCUACAGCUUGAGAGCUGCUCAGGACAUUUUAGAAUCUGGGAAUCCGCCUAGUAAGCCUCAAGUGCCCGUUGCCCAGGCAAUUACGAAUCCUCUACAAAAUAACAUUAAUCGAAAAUUGAAUGGAUUUUUAAACCUGCGAACGCCUCUCAUUGGGAGCGGCACAGCAGCGACACCAGCAAAAUCGAAUACUUCCACAGGAGCAACUGCAAAUGAUGGAACAUCUAAAGAUGGAGCGAACAAAAGUAUAUCGAUGACAGAUAUGUACCUGGAUAGUACGGAUCCAAGUGAAAACGUCGGCCAGAUUCACUUUUCAUUGGAAUAUGAUUUUCAAAAUACGACGCUAAUAUUGAAAGUACUGCAGGGCAAAGAGCUGCCAGCGAAGGACUUAAGUGGAACUUCCGAUCCCUAUGUGCGAGUGACAUUAUUGCCAGAUAAAAAACAUCGCCUAGAGACCAAGAUAAAGAGAAGAACUUUGAACCCGCGCUGGAAUGAAACAUUCUAUUUCGAGGGCUUUCCAAUACAAAAGCUGCAAUCGCGAGUUCUUCAUUUACAUGUCUUCGAUUAUGAUCGUUUCUCAAGAGACGAUUCCAUUGGUGAAGUAUUUUUGCCGCUGUGCCAGGUGGACUUUGCUGGCAAGCAAUCAUUUUGGAAGGCCUUGAAGCCGCCAGCCAAGGAUAAGUGCGGCGAGCUUUUAUCUUCACUAUGCUAUCAUCCUUCAAACUCAAUUUUAACGCUGACAUUAAUCAAAGCAAGAAAUCUAAAAGCUAAAGAUAUCAACGGAAAGUCAGAUCCGUAUGUGAAAGUUUGGCUUCAAUUUGGCGAUAAGCGCGUAGAGAAGAGAAAAACACCAAUAUUCACCUGUACGCUUAAUCCAGUCUUUAAUGAAUCAUUCAGCUUUAAUGUGCCAUGGGAAAAGAUUCGCGAGUGCUCCUUGGACGUUAUGGUCAUGGACUUUGAUAAUAUUGGUAGAAACGAGUUGAUCGGCCGAAUACUGUUAGCUGGUAAGAACGGUUCAGGUGCCUCAGAGACAAAGCAUUGGCAAGAUAUGAUCUCGAAACCCAAACAAACUGUGGUACAAUGGCAUCGCUUGAAGCCCGAAUAGAUCUCGAUCUGCGGCAAAUAUAGGGCUCCAAUGAGUGCCCUUAAUAUACCAUACAAGUAGAUUACCAACUAAGAUCUCAAUGAAGCACACCUAAGAUAAGCAGCAUUUAAGUCAAAGCUUCAAUUGCAGUAAAGCUGCAUAUACUCGUUCACGAGCAUAUAUUUUCAAAUUUGUUGAAUUUUCUUGGGUUUAUUAAACAGUUUCUUCCCUUUGCCUUAAGGGAUCUAAACGUUUACCGUCUAACCAUAGUAGGCGUCAGCUCAUUGAUCUACCAUCGUUAAUGUGUCGCAGAACAGUUUUAGGAAUUGCUUUUCUGCAUAAAUUGAUUAUCGGUAAUAUUGAUUCGUCCUUUUUGUUGAUGCGAUUUAAAAUUUCUGUUCCGUCCGCUUUAUUUUCCUUUGUGCUCUACGGAUUAUUCAACGCACAGUGCGUUUAAUAUUUUGCGUGUUAAUAAUAAUAAAUAGUAUCACGCCUUUUCCUUAGAGCUCUGUCUCCUUAUAAUAAAAUCCUUUUGCUUUUAGCUUACCUUAGGAAAAUGACUUGCAGUGCUCAGGUAUAAGAACUGGUGUAUAUUUUGUUGCCAAUGUUUGUGCAGUGAUUUCUCAAUCCUAUCCUAUAGUCUAUUUUUAGCUCGUCUUUUACUCUUUUUUUUAUCACUUAUUCUUUUUUCUUUUCACUAUCUUAUAAUAUUUUCCCAUUUCUUUACUAAUUUUUAUCUUAAUCAUCAUUAUAAUUGUAAUUACUUUAAUUAUAUGUAAGCUCUUUUAAUAUUUAUUUUAAGUUUUUGAUUUAACACUUUCUGUUUUUCAUAGUUUCAAUAGUAUCACUGAUCACUGUGAAAAGGGGCAUAGCUGGCCGGACUGGCAAAUAAAAUACCCCCAUCGGUGAUACUAUUGUAAUAAUUUUCUGUACUUUUUUUUGGCUAUAUAAUUAUAGUGUUAGUUGGCUCUAGUAAUGUCAAUAUCUUUUUAAUAAAUAAAUAAAUAAAUAUGAAGUGCUUCGAUUUUUCUGAUUACUUUUCCUUCCUUCCUUUUCCCAUUUGCCACAUUCAACAGCAAAAUAUGUUCAAAUGAUAUUUAUUUGUAUAGAAAAAUAAAUAGUUCUCUAGAUCCCAGAAACUACGUAAUCUUAGCUCAAUCUCGCAUUUCCUUAUUCGAUUACACAAGCCCCGACGCUGAUCUAUAUAAAGAAAUACAUAUCUAGAUUCCAGUCUCAAAAUCGAACAGGAACGAUACGCAUAUAGAAAUCCCUUAAUUGACCUAAAUGCUUCUUUCAGGUCACCCAUACCUCCGCUUUGUACCUCGUGAACGAGUACUAUAAUGCUUAAGGAAGAGAGCUUUGCACUUAGCAGAUAUUGACUUCAAUCAAGGUCUAAUUCAAAUCUGAAUUAUGAACUAGUAGACAGAAGUUAGCGAAGUUGAACGAACAAUUCAUUGUGCAAGAAACAAAUGUUUACUCCAUCAAAAUUAAGAUAAAGAAAAGGUUUUUUCUCAUAUGUUUUUCUUGAAACUAUAUCAGCUUAAUCUUUUAAUGAUUUGUGCGUUAUUUAUAUUUGAUAUAAACAAGUAAAGGAAACAGAAUUAAAUUUAAAACUUCAUUUAAUUCUAAAGAAACUUAAUUAGCGAAUCAAUUGAAAAUAAAGUAUAUAAUAAAA
Drosophila mojavensis is the source of this 2907-nucleotide messenger RNA. RefSeq names its product synaptotagmin-7 (gene Syt7). The record is from RefSeq and is a predicted model, not a curated record. The transcript is spliced from 9 exons. Bases 3 to 1253 code for a protein of 416 amino acids. Gene Ontology annotation, biological process: cellular response to calcium ion; calcium-ion regulated exocytosis; regulation of calcium ion-dependent exocytosis. Gene Ontology annotation, cellular component: synapse; axon; membrane. Gene Ontology annotation, molecular function: SNARE binding; clathrin binding; phosphatidylserine binding. NCBI's taxonomy places the organism in Eukaryota, Metazoa, Arthropoda, Insecta, Diptera, Drosophilidae.